Molecule: messenger RNA, 800 nt
Organism: Ascoidea rubescens DSM 1968
Lineage: Eukaryota; Fungi; Ascomycota; Saccharomycetes; Ascoideales; Ascoideaceae
Exons: 1
Coding region: 285-440 (51 amino acids)
Source: RefSeq, a predicted model, not a curated record
ACAAAAAGUAGGUGCUUCUGCCUCUCCAAAUAAUUUGUCAGAAGAAAGUGCAAUUGAAGACGGUUUUGUAACUGCAGCACCAAAGAGAAGUAGUAUAAUUGAUGUAGCCCACAACAGCAAAUAUUUCAUUUAUGCUUAAAUAAAAGUAUUUAAGACACAAUAAGAGUUACUCCUCAGUUAUCUAACUAACAUUUUGAUGGUUAACGUUUGAGAAACAAAAACAAACAAACAAACAACAACUCCUAUUGGUUAGGAAGAAAUCGACGUGAGUAUAAAAUUAUAACAUGAUACCGAUGUUACUUUUUGCCAAAAAAAUAAAAAAACAAUAUCAGCAAAUAUUGGAAUUGAAAACAAGUGAGGGGAUUGAAAAAUUUCAGGAGCUAACUGAUUUGAAUAGACCCAUUAGUUACAAAUAUGUUUUUGAAAUUGAACGAAGCUGAUUCGAAAAAAAUAUUUUUGGAAUAAUUGAUUCAGCGAAAGAUGGGGAACACUGAGAGUGAGGUGCUUGCAAUAAUAAUCAACAAGUUGGGACUACAAUUUUAUUCAAUCUUUCGAAUUCUUUGAAUUCUUUGGAUUUUAGAACUUGAACUAUGCUGUCCCCCAAAUGUUCAAGUUUGCAAAAUCCAAAACAACAGACAAUAGGGUUUAAAGAUUAGCUGGAAUGAGUUUGGUUAGCCUUUUUUUUGUUGAUUGUUAUCUUAUUCUUUUGUUUAAAUCUAACAAAGAGAAGACUCAAAGUAUGUGACCAUGCGAUGAAACCCACAAAACGAGAUAUUGCUAAAUGUAGACUUCAAUUCCCA